This is a messenger RNA of Botrytis porri, 1569 nucleotides long. RefSeq lists its product as uncharacterized. NCBI's taxonomy places the organism in Eukaryota, Fungi, Ascomycota, Leotiomycetes, Helotiales, Sclerotiniaceae. The transcript is spliced from 6 exons. The coding region runs from base 1 to 1569 and encodes 522 amino acids. The record is from RefSeq and is a predicted model, not a curated record. Gene Ontology annotation, molecular function: monooxygenase activity; iron ion binding; oxidoreductase activity, acting on paired donors, with incorporation or reduction of molecular oxygen.
AUGAUAUCUGAAUAUGGGGUGUUCUCUAUGACAUUUCUUGGUAUUGUAGCAUGUAUUACACUAUCUACAAUUUUUGGGCGAACCUUCUUAAAGAAAUCACGAUAUCCAUUUCCACCAAGCCCUCCAGGAGAACCAAUAUUAGGACAUAUCCGAUUAGUUCCAACGGACGAUCCGCAUUUGUACUAUCAAAAGUUGUCGCAAGAAUACAACACAGAUAUACUAUAUUUCAAACAAUUUCUUACUCCAGUUGUGGUUUUGAAUACUGUGGAAGCUGCAGAAGAGCUUCUUUCUAGGAGAGGAGCUAAUUAUUGUGACCGACCUCGAUUUGUUCUAUUUGAGGUUAUGGGAUGGGGUAGAACUUUGACAUUUCUUCCAUGGGGAUCACGUUUCAAAGCACACAGAACACAUUUGCAGACAGCGUUCACGAAGACUAGUAUCGUACGGUAUCGAGAAGUACAAGAAUAUGAAGCACGUCAGGCUCUUUAUACUAUUACUCAGCGGCCUGAUGACUGGGAAAUUUCUUUAAGGAGGUUUGCUUCUGCUAUUGUCUUGAGAGUAGCAUUUGGAAUUACCCUAAAGAAUGAUGAUGACGAAUACAUCAAAAUUGCAGCAGAUGCAAUCAAUGCUACAGGAAAUGGUGGAUCUCCAGGAGCUACUGUCAUUGACUAUUUUCCUUUCCUCCGCAAUCUUCCUCACUGGCUUGUUCCUUCGAAAGCUAUAAAACAUGCGAAGAAUUGGGGACCCGCGAUAAAUCGACUUCAUGAUGUUCCAUUUGCUGCUGCACGUAAGAAAUUUAAUGAAGGGGAAGCUCAAAACUCGUCAUACGUAUAUCCUCUGCUUGAAAGAUAUGAGAAAAAUGAGUCUCGAAAUCUACCAAAUGACUUUGCCAUGGAAGAUAUAAAUGGUUCUGCUGCCGCUAUAUUUAUCGCAGGAUCAGAUACUACUUUCGCAACGACGUUAGUGGGAGUAUUAAAUUUAUUACUUAAUCCUACUAUAUUUCAUAAAGCGAGAAGUCUACUCGAUCAAAGUAUCGGACUAGAUCGUCUUCCUUCAUUAAAAGAUAGAGAACAUCCAGAUCUUCUAUAUAUUGAAUACAUCGUUCAAGAAAUAGUUAGAUGGAGACCUCUAUCUCCUCUCGGCGUCCCACACAAAAGUCUUAAGGAUGACAUCUACAAAGGAAUGUUUAUUCCCCGUGGUACGAAUGUAUUUUUCAAUACAUGGGCAAUGAGUCGCGAUGAGACGGUUUACAAGAAUCCAGAUAUAUUUAGUCCAGACAGAUAUAUCCCAGUUGAACACGGUGGAGCUGGAGAACCAUAUCUCAACGGACCGUUUGGUUUUGGGCGUAGAAUAUGUGUAGGUCGUCAUCUGGCAUCGGCGAGUGUGUGGAUUGUGUUAGCGACUUUGAUAUCUACGGUUGAUAUUUCGAAGAUGGUGGAUUUGAAGGGGGAAGAUAUUGAGCCGGUGGUGGGCUUUACAACGGGGUUGUCGAGCCAUCCUCUGCAUUUCGAUUGCAAAUUUGCUUCUCGUUCGAAGGGGAUGGAAAAUUCGUUGGAUUCUUCUUUAUUGUAG